AUGGAUGCGGCUCCAAAAUUGGAGAACCUGAGGAAAAUCCCCUCUGCGCGUCUCCCUCCCCCAGUCCUCUUUCAAGGUCCACCCACUUCCCAUAAUGGAUCUAACAUCUCUCUCACACCUGCGAUGCCUCCUGUUUCUCCGGGUGGAGGGGUUCAGCGUCCUGAGCUGCAGCGGAAUCGUUCCUCUCGCCAUCACGGUGGCCUCGAGACUCCAGGUUCUCUUUCGCCCUUUCUAUCGCGUACACAAUCAAAAGGAGAAAUAGAUCGCUCGGACGCCAUUUGGCAAGAAAUGCAAAAUGCUUUGUCAGAGGUCGAGCUGAGCGCGGUAGCUAGCGAACACGUUUUUGGCGAGAAGCACUCUGAGGCCCUUGAAGACCUGCGCACGAAACAGCUGAAGCUUGCGCAAGCCUGGGCUCGUAGUGAGGCUGAUGAGGUAGUUGAUCCCAAGAAUGCAGCUAGCAAGAGUCAGUCGAGACCAAGGGUAUCCUCUCGAGGCACAAGUCCUACCGGAGAGCCAACCGCACCGGAUGAUGCCUCCCAGAGGAACCUAGAUGAGGAAACCGAAAAGGACAUUCUUCUGGCGCGCGAGAGGCGUGAAGCGAAUGACCGCUAUUUUGACCGGGUCAACAACGGUGUAUUGGAUGUGGUAGCUAAGCUUGAGGAGGUUGCUCAAGCUAUGCGCGCCGUGGAGAGGGAGAGCAGAGACAUAUGGAGUGAUAAUGAAAGCAUAACCACAGAGACCGCAUCCACGGCUAACACCGGAUGA
Messenger RNA from Aspergillus bombycis, 765 nucleotides. Its product is annotated as DUF5315 domain-containing protein. The record is from RefSeq and is a predicted model, not a curated record. Bases 1 to 765 code for a protein of 254 amino acids. The transcript has a single exon. Lineage: Eukaryota; Fungi; Ascomycota; Eurotiomycetes; Eurotiales; Aspergillaceae.